GGGCGGGGAAUUCGCCGAACGUCCGUGGCCCGGAAUCCCUUUGCCUUGGAGAGCGGCGCGAGCCCAGAAGCCGAGAGAAGUUGGGUCGGUCGAUCCGGGCAGGGUAGUGCAGACCUCGCAAAGAUCUCCUAACCGUUCUGUCCUGAGAGUGCAGACCCAGGAGGAACGUCCCUGCUUGCGUCUAGGGGCGGAAGGUGGACGCGCUGCGCACGGCCCCGCCAGGGCUGGUAGUUUUCAGACCGUCCCUGCCGAGGCCCGCUCGCCCGGCAGCCCUGCGGCUCCCGCGGUGGCAGCGGCGGCGGCGGCCCCAGGCUCGAUCCAGCCCAGGUAGCCGCGUCUCAGUCUCUGGGGGCGCUGUGACCCCGCUCCUGGCUGUGUCUGGGAUCCCCUGUUCCCUGGAGCACGACUGCUGGAGAGUGACCCCGACUGCUACUGAUGGUGCUUCUGCUGCUCCCCUACUAGCAGGAGUGACUCCUACCCAGAAGUGGACUUUGGAGCAGGGUCUGUUAGACCAUGUCUGCACCACCACACUAGGUUUACACGGUCCUGGGGAGCUUCCUGUCUGCUAGCAGAAUGGAAGCCCGGCAAGGAAAUCAGCUGACUCAGGAGCCGGAGUGAGAGCCACGCACUCUCCGCCCCAGCCUGCACCAUGAACUUGCCUUCCCCUUCUGCCUGUUGAGAGCCGAGGGAAUGGUACACUGCUAGAGAGAGAUGGCUUUCUUUUCUCCCUGGAAGUUGUCCUCUCAGAAGCUGGGCUUUUUCCUGGUGACUUUUGGCUUCAUAUGGGGGAUGAUGCUCCUACACUUCACCAUCCAGCAGCGAACCCAGCCCGAGAGCAGCUCCGUGUUGCGGGAGCAGAUCCUUGACCUCAGCAAAAGGUACAUUAAGGCACUGGCAGAAGAGAACAGGAACGUGGUGGACGGACCGUACGCCGGUGUCAUGACAGCCUAUGAUCUGAAGAAAACGCUUGCUGUGUUACUGGAUAACAUCCUACAGCGCAUCGGCAAGCUCGAGUCGAAGGUGGACAAUCUCGUCAAUGGCACAGGAGCGAAUUCCACCAACUCCACCACGGCUGUCCCCAGCCUGGUAUCGCUUGAAAAAAUUAAUGUGGCAGAUAUCAUUAAUGGAGUUCAAGAAAAAUGUGUAUUGCCUCCUAUGGAUGGCUACCCCCACUGCGAGGGGAAAAUCAAGUGGAUGAAGGACAUGUGGCGCUCGGACCCCUGCUACGCAGACUAUGGAGUGGACGGGACCUCCUGCUCCUUUUUUAUUUACCUCAGUGAGGUUGAAAAUUGGUGUCCUCGUUUACCUUGGAGAGCAAAAAAUCCCUAUGAAGAAGCUGACCAUAACUCACUGGCGGAAAUCCGUACGGAUUUUAACAUUCUCUACGGCAUGAUGAAGAAGCAUGAGGAGUUCCGCUGGAUGAGACUUCGGAUCCGGCGAAUGGCUGACGCGUGGAUCCAAGCAAUCAAGUCUCUGGCAGAGAAACAAAACCUCGAGAAGAGGAAACGGAAGAAAAUCCUUGUUCACCUGGGACUCCUGACCAAGGAAUCAGGCUUCAAGAUUGCAGAGACAGCCUUCAGUGGUGGCCCUCUGGGUGAACUAGUUCAGUGGAGUGACCUAAUCACAUCUCUGUACCUGCUGGGCCAUGACAUCCGGAUCUCAGCCUCACUGGCUGAGCUCAAGGAAAUUAUGAAGAAGGUUGUUGGAAACCGGUCUGGCUGUCCAACUGUAGGAGACAGAAUCGUUGAGCUUAUUUAUAUCGACAUUGUGGGACUUGCUCAAUUUAAGAAAACACUAGGACCAUCCUGGGUUCAUUACCAGUGCAUGCUCCGGGUGCUGGACUCCUUUGGAACAGAGCCUGAGUUCAAUCAUGCGAGUUAUGCCCAGUCGAAAGGCCACAAGACCCCCUGGGGAAAGUGGAAUCUGAACCCGCAGCAGUUUUACACCAUGUUCCCUCAUACCCCAGACAACAGCUUUCUGGGCUUCGUGGUCGAGCAGCACCUGAACUCCAGCGACAUCCACCACAUUAACGAGAUCAAAAGGCAGAACCAGUCCCUUGUGUAUGGCAAAGUGGAUAGUUUCUGGAAGAAUAAGAAAAUCUACUUGGAUAUCAUUCACACGUACAUGGAAGUGCACGCCACUGUUUACGGCUCCAGUACCAAGAACAUUCCCAGUUACGUGAAAAACCACGGCAUUCUCAGUGGCCGGGACCUGCAGUUUCUUCUCCGGGAAACCAAGCUCUUCGUCGGGCUUGGAUUCCCUUACGAAGGCCCAGCUCCCCUGGAGGCCAUCGCGAACGGAUGUGCUUUCCUGAACCCCAAGUUCAGUCCUCCCAAAAGCAGCAAAAACACAGACUUCUUCAUUGGCAAGCCCACACUGAGAGAGCUGACAUCCCAGCACCCUUACGCAGAAGUCUUCAUCGGCCGGCCACACGUCUGGACCGUGGAUCUCAACAACCGAGAGGAAGUAGAAGAUGCAGUAAAAGCCAUCUUAAACCAGAAGAUUGAGCCGUAUAUGCCAUAUGAGUUCACAUGUGAAGGCAUGCUGCAGAGAAUCAACGCUUUCAUUGAAAAACAGGACUUCUGCCAUGGCCAAGUGAUGUGGCCACCCCUCAGCGCCCUGCAGGUGAAGCUGGCUGAGCCCGGGCAGUCCUGCAAACAGGUGUGCCAGGAGAGCCAGCUCAUCUGUGAGCCGUCCUUCUUUCAACACCUCAACAAGGAGAAGGACCUGCUGAAGUAUAAGGUGAUCUGCCAAAGCUCAGAACUGUACAAGGACAUCCUGGUGCCCUCCUUCUACCCCAAGAGCAAGCACUGUGUGUUCCAAGGGGAUCUCCUGCUUUUCAGUUGUGCCGGGGCCCACCCCACACACCAGCGGAUCUGCCCCUGCCGGGACUUCAUCAAGGGCCAAGUGGCCCUCUGCAAAGACUGCCUCUAGCCUAGCCACCCUGAAUUCAUUCAGAUGGGAAAGACGUGGCUCCACGGGGCAGGGCCAAGGGGCGCAAAGACAUUCAGGGACUCUGACCAUAGCCUGAGAUCUUUGGUCCAGGGCUUGGAUUUAGUACAGCUCCAGCCACAGCCAGUGCAUCCCAGUUUACACCAAAACCACAAGAGAACAGAGGUUAGAACAGGAGCCUGGGUUCUCCCCAGUGUAACGAGUGUCCUCUCUGUCCGGGAGAUCGACUGUAGGGACUGUAGGGAAAUGGUCCAGGCAGUUGCUCCCAGGAAUUUUUUUUUUUUUUUUUUUUUAAGAAGGGAUAAAAGUCUGGAGACUCAUUCAAACUGAAAACAAAGCAGGAAGAGGGAUUGAGCCUGUUGGGAAUCCUAAACGAAUUAACUUAUUUAUUUGGGAGGAUAGGGGUGGGCUAGGGAGGGAGGAAAGGGGUUGAACAGUUUCCUUUUGUUCCUCGCUGUCAAUCACCCACCUUCAGGACCUUCUUGUCCUGCAGCACCAAGCAGGUUGCAGAGGGGCUGUGGCCUGCUUGAGGGUAGCUGUGGAGCUUGACUCCUGGUGGCAGCUGACAGCAGAGAAAAGAGAUGUCUUUAAGCAGGGGGUGGGGAUGUAGCUCAGUUUGUAGAAUGCUCACGUAGCAUACAUGGAGUCCUGGGUUCCAUCCCCAGCACCACAUAAAACCAGGUAAGAAGCAGAGGCAGGGGGCACCAAACAUUCUCCUCGGCUACAUAACGAAGUCAAGGCCUUUGUCCCCAAGUCUAGGCUACAAAAAAUAUCCUAGUCUCAGAAAAUAGGGGGAAAAUGGCUUUGAAAACACACUGUCAAAGCAUUGCCAGAGUCAAUGGAUCCUAAGGAAGUGUGGCAGACGGCAGCUAAAAGGCACAUAACCUGGGUGGUUAUGCUUGUGGUGUCCUGAGGGCCCCACCGAGUUCCGAAGACAAGCUGGGCUGCAGAGGAGAGAGGCUGUUUUCCUAUCUGUCCCUCCCCCUUCCUCAACAGGCUUCGUCCUAAUUUCUGGUUAGAAUUCAUCUUUGUUGAAGAAACACAGGAUUAUGUAAUUCUUGUUUGCUGCUGUGGUAAACUCAGUUCCCACCCCCACCCCACGGAAGCCUCCAAGAGCUGUCCUUGAACUUGGAGAGGGCAUCUCUAGCCUCAGAACAGCUAAGAUCUGGAUAAGAUUGUCAGUCCUAGGGUUAGUAGCAUGAGGCUUUGUGCCAUGCCCCCACUGAUGUCUGCUAUUGCUGCGAUCCUGGGAAUGGACUCUUCUUACUCCAUGGUUUCUGGGCAGGAAAGGACAGUUCAGGAUGAAUGCUAGGUAUUAUCCUGGCCACACCCCCAGUGGGUGUGGCCUACAAAGGGUAGGGGAGCCUGGGGCUGGCUUUUACUUGAAGCGCUAUUGUUCUGUGGAGUUUGAGCAGCCCUGUGAGGGCCUAGGCUAUAUGCCGGAAUCCCCACCUUUCACACCCUGGAGCCCUUUUGUGAGUCCAUCCCUGCUGAAGUACUUGCUCCUGUGCUCUAUACAAGUGUGAGUUUCUGGAGACACCUCCCGCACUCCUCCCCAUGCUGGCGAAUGAACCAAUCCUCUUCUACCUCUUGCUGUUUUAGCAUUGUCCACCAACCCCAACUGGUAGAGUAGAUUCCCUGGCCGGCUGGUGCUGCCCAGCGCCUCCCUGUGGCCAGGAGGAGCCUCUGUCUAGCCGAACCGCAGAGCAAGGGCCGUGACUGGCCCGAGCCCUCCAGAAAGCAACAGAAAGGAGGAUCUGCUUGUGGUGACCAAGGGUUGGGGAGAUGGCGCAUGGAACUUUUAGGUCUGGGAAAUCAUCUGCUCUCCUCUUGAUCUCUACCUGGGUGCAUACAUCCCACCAAUCACACCUCUAGCACCUCCCCAACCACACCCCUCUUGGCCUCCCAGGGGCUUGUGAGUCUAGUCCUAGAGAAUGAAGUAGAGUCAAGAGGUGAUGCCAGGGCAGGCACUGACAGGGGUCACUCAAGGCCUGGCUGGAAUCACUUCUGCCCAGGUUCAGCCAAGAGGAAGGCAGAAAUUCAGAAGCCUAGCUAUGGAGCAUCUUCAUUAAGCUUUGCAAAGGUUUCCUGCUGCAGGAGGAGAGAAAGCGGUGCAGUCUCUUGGGGGAAGGCCCUUAGAGUGGGCCUUAGGGCUGCACCCCAGAGUUGUGGGAAUCUGUCCUGAGUUUCCAGACCUGAACAAUCGGGCUCUUCAGGAGCUCUAAAGGCUGUAGUUGACAGUGCUGACAUUCAGCCAGCAGGGGGCGCCAAGCUGAAAAUAAUCCCCAUGUUGCUAAGAACAUGCAGGAGCUUCUGGGCUCUGAGGUCAGGGUCCCUCCACAUUCCUAUUCCUCUUCUCCAGUUCAAGACCCGGACUCUCACAACCUAGAAGAGUUCUUUCUCCCAUGUCAUAAAUCCCUCUCCCUGUUUUAGGCAGAAAUAAGUAAGCUCACUUCCUCUGGUGGGUUCCUGCUCUUGGGACUAACCAAGCGUAGUCUAGUUAUUAAGAGAAUUAGCAAUAGGUGAGAUGUCCCUGAAUGUACGCCAGCUCCCAGGCCUCCUCAGAGUUAGCAAGAUAAUGGAUGGCCAAGUGGCCACCAAGGGGAAACCGACGUGGCCCGUGGUAUGGGCAUUCUGCCUGUCAGGUGUGGAAAACAGCAAAGAAGGCACUCAGAGCCCUGGCUGGGAGCCAGCACUUAAAAAGCACUGGCGAUCUUGUAGGAACUGAGGGCUGUGUGUAACUGAACCUUCCACCAGGAGAGGAACCUGAAAUCAAGACUCAUGUGUUCUGCACAAUAAUCCCAGAUCGCCUGAUCUUUAGAGUUAUUUUCCCCUUUGUGAUGUUAGGCUCUUAAAAUAGGGGGGAAAGUUUAUCUAAUUUAUUAAGAGUGAGAAUACAUUGCUUCAGAAGGUGAAAACUUUUUCAGAGCAAGAACUCCUGAGGGGCCAUGCCUUGUGCAUUUCUGUGUGUGUUCCUGUCCAAAUGAAAGCACUGUAUAGAGGUUUAUUUUGUCUCUAAGACGAACCGUUUGUUUCUACGUGAAUGUUUGGAAAUAUCCAAUAUCCGUCUGUUCUUUUGCUGGGACAUGUCUUUCCAUUUCUCUUUGGGGUUGGAUUUUGAAGGCUGGGUGCUUUUGAAGGCUAGGUGCUGUCAAAGGCUGAUAGCAGAUUGCUCCAGCCUGGAAUAACUACGUUUGUCCAUGGUGUGUGUGUGCACACACAUGUCCCAGUGUAUCCACAUACACUAGACUACAUAUAUAUAUAUAGUAUGUAUACAUGUGGAUUUUGUGUACGUUCCCAGGGUGUGGUGUAUACACACGCCUCCCCAGAAUAGGGCCAAGGGUACCAAGAAUCCUUCAGUACCCUCAGGACUAGACCCUGUCUCUGAGUCUGAUGAUGACCAAGGUCUCAGGCCCCUGUCACCCUGGCCCUAGCUGACAUGUUGCUGAGGCAGAAAACCAGCCCUCAAGCCAUCUCUGCAGAAGGAACCCCCAAAUACUUCAGCAAGUUAGCGUGGUGGAGGCGAGAUGUCUACUUUCUCUCGUCCUUAGCGAAUGAGUGUGGACGUGAAGCUGCAGUACCUAUUAGUGAGUUGGGUUGCACUGAGACUAUGUGUUGCUUAUGGAUAAGUGUGUCUCCUUUAGAUCAGACCAGGGUGGGUUACCUGGAUUGUAUGUAGUUAGGCGCCACCACCCUCUCCCAAAAUCCUUGACCGAAAAGGAAAGACCAAGUCAUUUUGAUAACGACAGGCUAUACUGUAUCACAAUUCCAAGCCUGGACUGUUUUAUUUAUUUAAAACUAGUUUAAUUUCUCUUUCUCCUCUUCCCCUCUGUGUGGCUGCAGAGUGUGUCUCCGUGAGAGUAGACGGAUGGCAGGGAUGGGUUUGUAGUCCUUCAGGAAGCCAGCAGCCUGGAGCUGGGAACGGGUUCCUCUCAUCUGGGCUACCUUCUGUCAGAAAGCGAGAAGUUUUUCUGUUUGGGUUUUGUUUUUGUUUUUUGGGGUUUUUUGUUGUUGUUUUUUGUUGUUUUUUACAUAUAGCAAAAGACCAAAUUAGCUGUAUAGUCUUGGAUACAGAAUAUAAGAAUUACUCUAGCUGUCCUAGCACUUAGGGUCCUGUGGGGAUUCCGUGUUUAGCACAGUGCCUGGCUCAUAGUAAGCCUGGUGAAUGUUCAAUAUUGAUAUUAGUAGUAUAUCAUAAAACUUGAGAAAUAAAGAGCUGCGCUCACCCCUUUCUGUUGAUUCAGACAUGAUGGCUACAUAAAAAUCUUGUUGAGUCGAUCAGAUGCUAUAGGAAUUUAAUUGUUUCAAAUGUUUAAGCUCUGUGCCUACCCUGCUCGCUGGAAUCCUAGUGUUUUCUCGAAUGCACUGAGUAAUUGGAAAAUGUGUCAGUUUUCAGCACUCCAUGAAACAAGGCUGAAUUUAGUACCUGAAGUUGAACCACCAGUAUGUUCUGGAACAUUCCAGGGGUUUCUUUGAGGAACUUUUUGAGCUCAAAAUUAAAAGUUCUCUCACGAGUUUCACUCCUUGAAUUAGAGUUUAUUUUUUACUCUGCUAUAAUGCAAUAAUAGAAUCUUCAACUUGUUUAAGGGAACAACUAAACGUACAGUCCCCAGGAAACCCCUCUGCUGCCGCCUGCUGGACAGGGUGGCUCCCAGCAGGCUGGUUACCUCGGCCACAUUCCCAUUCUAGCCAAGAUUAAUCCCGUGACUGGUUCCUUUAAAAAAAAAAAAAAAAAAAAACUACCAUCCCUUCGCACACACACCCCCAAGAGGAGCCACAUGAGACACUACAGCAGGGGUUUUGACUUCUUUCAAAACUGGACCCUGUGGUCACUUAAAUACCAGCUUGCUGUCUGUUGUGUGUGGCUUCAUCUUCUACCGUGGUAGAACAAAAUGUAGGAGGACAAGUUGCCGGUGUGGAAUGGAGAGGUGAAUUUUCUGGAGUCCAGUUUACUUUUUCAAUCCCUCUCACUGCUCAGCAGAUCAAUGACUUUACAAUUCACGGGAUGAAAGUAUUGAAUUUACCUUUUUGAGAGCUUCAUUCUUCCCCAGAUUUUGUGGCACUUAAAAGGCUGUCCUAAUUCCACCCUAACCCCGCCCCCUGCCCCACUCUCCACCUGCCACAGCUGUAACACAUGCUGGUGGGGGGGGUAGUUGCCUAUGGAAGCAAGCGUGGGUGGGAGGUACACAGGAAGCAUUGCUGGGUAGCGGCCCAGGAGCAUGAACACAGUCUGCAGCAUCCACAGAAGCCGGAACACAGCAGAUAUGGGAAGCAGGGGUUUUGUUUUUUUUUUUGCUUAGAGCUCAGCCCAUGUAUAAGAGAAAAUAGUGUGACCACAAUGCCAAAGGACAUGGUGGUGUCCCUUCCACUGUAGUUCCUGUCACAACCUUGCUGUCAAGCUCAUGGCCGUUCACGUCUGUGUCUUCAAAUGGAUCCUGGUUCUCUUGUUUUCUACUGUCACUUCUAGAGUUAAGUCACAGGAUCCUCCAAAUGAAGUGUCACUGUCCCUGAAUUUACUGUACAAGGCAAAAGGAAACUACUUUUCCUGUGUUGUAGAGAAACUAGGGAGAACUUUAUUUUUCAAUAAACUUUUCUUGUGUGA
This is a messenger RNA of Mastomys coucha (southern multimammate mouse), 8554 nucleotides long. It is a transcript of the gene Mgat5, whose product is annotated as alpha-1,6-mannosylglycoprotein 6-beta-N-acetylglucosaminyltransferase. The coding region runs from base 712 to 2934 and encodes 740 amino acids. Gene Ontology annotation, cellular component: Golgi apparatus. The transcript has 19 exons. Gene Ontology annotation, biological process: protein N-linked glycosylation. The record is from RefSeq and is a predicted model, not a curated record. NCBI's taxonomy places the organism in Eukaryota, Metazoa, Chordata, Mammalia, Rodentia, Muridae. Gene Ontology annotation, molecular function: alpha-1,6-mannosylglycoprotein 6-beta-N-acetylglucosaminyltransferase activity.